GUUUGAAUGAUAUUGGGCUUGAAUUUGAUUUGUGUUUGAACUUAUUUCAGUGUGAAAUUAUUGGGCUGAUUAACUUUUCAUUAUAACUAUAUGCUUGUGUUUCAUGGACCUUUUCCCAGAAAUAUACGUUUACUAUUUGAACAAAAGGAUUUGUAAUUUAUGCACACAAUAACAAAAUGGCAACAGGUUCAUUCUCUUCGCUUCCAAAACGUUUGCGUAUGGUUGAAAACUUUUGUUGCACAUCUUGUUUAGAGCAGAAUCUUGAGGAAUCUGCAGACAUUUAUUGUGAGACAUGUUUGAGGUUUUAUUGUAAAAAGUGUGUAAUCCAUCAUGGUCAGUUGUUUACAAAACAUAAAACAUGUGGAAGGGGAGAUAUUCAGAAAUGGCCAGUUUUAAAGGCGGAGGAGGAUUUUCUCAGGAUGUGUGAAUUUCAUGAGGAUAAAACACUGGCACAGUUUUGUCAUGACCACAGUCAGCUGUGCUGCUCUGAUUGUGUUUUAACAAUUCACAGCCAGUGCAGUAAAGUUACUCCGAUUUUGGAACUGACCAACACGCAGCAUACAGACCUGCAGGGACUGUCAGUGGAGCUGGAAACUGUCUUGGGAGAAGUAAAAAGCCUACAUAUCAGUCAGGAGCUCAGUGUUCAGUCAUUGCAGGGAACAUACAAGGAACAUAAAGCGUAUAUAAAAAAACAAAUGCUUGUUCAUAUUAAUACUACCAUAGACGAAUGUGUUAAUAGUUCCGUGAGUACAUCUGAUAAAAAUGAACAAUAUAUAAAAGAAGAAAUGUGUAGGACUGUACUUUCUAUCUUGAAUGAAUUUGAUAAUAUUACUGUGAAGGAACUAAACGAGAUGAAAGAUGAAGUUAUCAGCAUAAAAGGGUCAGUUACAAGUUUGAUUCAUAAAUGCGCCGGUCUUCACAAUGACUUGUCACAAUUCCAUGAACUCGUUCAGAAAAUUGGAGAUAAUAAGGAGCUCUGCCUUAUAACCAGCAUAAAAUGUAAGCCUAUAAUACAGCAGGCAUGGACUCUGCUGGGAAAAUCAGCCAAGGUGUUUAAUGUCGAGGGGAAUUCUGAGCACAAUGUGAGAAUACCAAGUGAUUUAUGUUAUAUGACAGGCAUAUGUGUUCUUCCUGAUGGACAGAUCCUGAUUGCAGACUACAAUAAAAAGAAAAUCACACUGCUGGACCAGCUGUUCAAGGUAGUGAGUCACUGUGGAAUGACUGCUCGUCCACAGGACAUAUGUCUGAUCACACCCAGUAAGGUGGCAAUGGCUGUGAAUGAUCUGAAGACGCAUGAGGUCCAGUUUAUCACAGUUACCAAGAGCCAGCUUAUUCCAGGGAGAAAGUUUCAGUUACAACAUAGAUGUUAUGGUUUUGCCCAUCACCAGGGAGAUCUGUUCAUCUGCUCUGGUACUGUACUGUUCAAGUACUCACUGAGUGGAAAACAGGUCUGCAGACUCUAUGUGGAUAAAUCAGAUGAUUGUACUGUAUAUAGGUGUGCUGUGAGUCCCACAGGGGACAAGCUGUACAUUACAAACUACUCCCAAGACAAGCUCCUCACCCUGGCCAGGGAUGGAACACUCCUGGCUACAUUCACAGACCCAGCACUAGACUCCCCAGAGGGUGUACAUGUGACCCCUGCAGGCCAGGUGCUGGUCUGUGGAUGUCUGUCCCACACUAUUCUACAGGUGGACUGGGAGGGUAAGAGGAAGCUGGCCACUCUGGCUACAGAGAAGGAUGGAGUGAAGGCACCAGUGUCAGUCUGCUACAGCAGCACCACAUCCUCCAUCAUUGUGGGAAUGGAGGGCUUGGUUGAGAGCGACUUCAUCCUGGUUUUCAGAGUGGAAUAGUGUGAUGAUGUGGACAUAGCCGAUACAAGGGACGCUAGGCAAUGUCGCCCACAGACAGAAGCCAGUUCCUGCGGACAGGACCCAUACAGAGCAAAAUGGAGAAACAGCAGAGCACUUUUAAUGAUGACUAUCCCAAAGGCAUGGAGUGGCCUCAAGGACGGAUGAGAAAGAGAGCAACAAGCUACUGAGGUCGCUCCUGAGCAAGGAUGCUAAGGAUGACAUCAGCAAGAAAAAUCUGAUGGACUUGUUUAGUGUAUAUACCCUAUGUAGUAUGAGCUGCACUACUCACCCAGAUGUCAGCGUCUGCAUAUUGCUCUGAUUAAGGACCAACAAUAAUCACAGAUCAGUUACCUGGGUAACAACGGGUUCUCUGGGAUGUUGACCCUAAAAAGAUGGGGACAUUGCUUAGGCAUGGGCAGCGAAAGGCUUCGUAGCAGGACCUUAAGGCAAAUGAUCAAAACACUCUACCCUCAACAUACGGCCAGUCAAACACAGAGUCUUUCAAUUUACCUGCUCAUGCGGCCUUACAAUUGCCAGUUCAAUCUCAGAGAACAAUGUUCCCCAAAUCCAAUGUGGCUCUAUAUCUCAACAGCCAGUGCUGUAAAGUGACCCCGAUUUCUGAGCUGACCAACACGCAGCCCACAGACCUACAGGGACUGUCAGUUGAGCUCAAAACUGUCCUGGGAGAAAUCAAAAGCCUUCAGAUCAGUCAGGAGGUCAACGUUCAGUCAUUACAGAGAACAUACAAUGAACAUAAGGCAGCUAUGAUAGAAAAAUUGCGUGGCAAUUUGAAUACUAGUAAAGACAAGUGUGGUAAAAGUUAUGUGGGCACAUCAGGCAAAAAUGAGCAAUAUUUCAAAGAAGGAAUUUGUAGAAGUGUUCUUUCUAUAUUGAAUGAAUUUGAUAAUAUUACUGUGAAGGAACUAAACGAGAUGAAAGAUGAAGUUAUAAGCAUAAAAGGGUCAGUUACAAGUUCUGUUUAUAAAUGCAUUGGUCUGCACAAUGACUUGUCACAAUUCUAUGAAUUCGUUCAGAAAAUUGGAGAUAAUAAGGAGCUCUGCCUUAUAGCCAGCAUACAAUGUAAGCAUAUAAUACAGCAAGCAUUGACUGUGCUAGGAAAGUCAGACAAGGCGUUUAACGUCCAGCGGAAUUCUGUGCACAAUGUGAGAAUACCAAGUGAUUCAGAUUCAUGUAAUAUCAAGGGCAUAUGUGUUCUUCCUGAUGGGCAGGUACUGGUUGCAGACAGCUAUAAUAAGAGAGUCAAGCUUCUGAACCAGGAGUACCAGGUGGUGAGUCACUGGGAUGUGAUUGCUUUUCGGUAGGAGUACACGGUAGGAAGCAGAAAUAUGCGAAUUGGCCCCGGUCAAAAAGUGAAAUAUUGGGAAAGGGUUCAUUGUUUUUUGAAUUGAGCGUGGUGGAGAUCAAGAAGGCGUCCGCGGCUCAGAGAGAGUGUGUGUCUACCGUCGUCUGCUACCUUAAGUGGUUCAUUGUUUUCUGAAUUGAGCGUGGUGGAGAUCAAGAAGGCGUCCGCGGCUCCGAGAGAUUGUGUGUCUACCGUGGUCUGCUACCUUAAGUGGUUCAUUGUUUUCUGAAUUGAGCGUGGUGGAGAUCAAGAAGGCGUCCGCGGCUCCGAGAGAGUGUGUGUCUACCGUGGUCUGCUACCUUUCCACAGGACAUUCGUAUGAUCACACCCAGUGAGGUUGCAGUGGCUGUGCAUGAUAUAGGUAACACACAUGAGGUCCAGUUUAUCACAGUCACACAGGGCAAGCUUGUCCCAGCCUGAAAGUUUGGGUUACAACAUAGCUGUUAUGGAAUGGCCCCCAUCAGGCUGACCUGUUUAUCUGCUCUGGUGCUGCACUGUUCAAGUAUUCAUUGAGUGGCAAACAGGUCUGCAGACUCUAUGAGGACAGAUCAGAUCGAUAUACAGCUCACAAAUAUUGUAGAGGCAAUUUUGAAAAUCAGUUUGGGCAUAACUACGCAAGGAACCGUAACCCGUGACUGCCUCUAUGGAUAACUGCAGUAAAAUUAUGCAGACGAGGAAUGCUAAGGAGCGUCUUCUCUAACCACCACAUCUGCCUGUUUAUAGUUUCCACUGGUACACUACAUUGUGUUAUGGAAGUGCACUGGGAGUCCCUCAGGGGACAAGCUGUAUAUCGCUAACUACUCCCAGAACAAGCUCCUCACCCUGGCCAGUGAUGGAUCACUCCUGGCUACAUUCCGAGACCCCGAACUAAGUGGCCCAUAUGGUCUACACGUGGCCCCUGCAGGCAAGGUGCUGGUCUGUGGACACUGGUCCCACACUUUACUACAGGUGGACACGGAGGGGAGGAUGACGCUGGCCACUCUGGCUACACAGGAGUGGGAUGGAGUGUUGAGACCAGUGUCAGUCUGCUACAGCAUUCCCUGCUGAGUCAGGACAACGAUGCUGUGGAUGCGGUGGAGAAGAAUGACCUGAAUACGCAGAAGGUGCAUGGCCACCCACAGGAGGCCGUUCUGUCUAGUCAGUCGUCAAAGUAUGUUGAGAUUCAGAAGAUCCAGGUAGAGGCAAAGAAAUCGUGCAACAUUUAACUCAAGCAACUGCGAAGCACAGAAGACAACAGUCUAGUUAAAGGUUCAACCGUAUCAAAGUCCAGCGAUGUGACAUGUAACCGGCCUUUCAACGCCCGCGUAUUACAUCACGAAGGACAUUAAAGCUGACACUAACACGGGAGAGAACUGUUGAUCUGCACCAGCAGAGAGCACCAGCAUUGAUAUCGAGUCUGCCCAGCAAUAGCACAAGUUGAGCCUGCAGGAGUCCCAGUCCAGGAUGACCCUUCCCCUCCCCUGACCCCUAACUCCUCCCCCUUGACAUCCAGCUUCAAAGGGUCAGCAUCGUUGAACAAUGCAGUUCUGCAAAGAAUUCGAGAACAUGAUUCUUUUCUGAACAACCGCAAUGUCAGCUUUGAGUUUUCCAUACUCAAGCAUGAGUAGUUUUGUUAAGCUCGAGGGCCAGAGUGGGACGAGUGUUACCGACACCAUGAUUUAUAGCAGUAGUUAUGGUAUGGUCUUGCUGUUGGACAUCACAACGAAUAUCACGGAAAAAAAAGAAUAAAUUGUUCCAUUCUUUAUGGGAGAAACAUAAAUUCAAUGAGGAACGGGAGAUAAUCAAGGAACAAUUGAAGUGAUUAAUUCAGAAGUGUGCUGGUGAAUGUUUGGACAGUAGAAGCAUUACGGACUGUCCCGGUUUGUCCUCUCAUAUGUCAAAACUGUCCAAAGAGAACACGCUUUUGACGCUGUUGCUGACAAAGAAGGGCAGUCAUGACUUGGCUGUGAACACCCAGAGCACGAUACAUCAAUGGGAUGUGCCUCAGAUGCGAAUUCCGCCCAAUAUUGGAAACAAGGUGGUAAAAGUGAACACGACCGGUUUUGUUACGAGCACUUCGCACUCCGAGCCCAAAGGGCCACGCAUUGAUAUGACGCUAGAGAAGGCUUGACAAAUUACAGCAGUUUAGUUGUGUGGUCCAGUACGCUCCCCUUGCAAAAAGUUAACCCACUUUCAUACCAAAACACACUUAAACCAACAUAAAACUGUGUUUUUUCUAAGUUUUUCUGAGCGGAAGUUGGUUUUUGCUAAUAAAAGCGAGUUUUAUGUGAGCUAAACUGUGCUUAACUGAGUUUAAAGUUGGUUUUUUAAAGUAGAUGUGUGUUAAAGCGAGUUUUUUUGCUGUAAGAAGUUGGUUUUUUAUGUGUCAAAAGUGAGUCUUUUUAUUUAUGAGUUGGUUUAUGUGUGUUUAAGUGUGUCUUUUUGUUUCAUAAGCGAGUCUUUUACAACAGAAGUGGGUCUAUUUAUAAACAGAAGUGGGUUAAAGCGAGUUUAAGUUGGUCUUUUUAUAAAUAAUUUGAAAGCCGCAACAAGGCUAAAAGACUCACUUUAACACACUUAUCAAUAAGUUGGUCUUUUGUUUAUUAACAUAACUCAACAAUAAAACAAUAAUUCUUCAACUAGGUCUUUGUUUCAUGUUUAUAGCCAUAUAUUAUCAAGGUGAAUUGUAAAGGGGCUUUUUUACAGCUUGUUUGCCAUUGCACCUUUUGUACAUUUAUGGGCUCCCCAUAAUUUUAAGGAAA
This is a messenger RNA of Dreissena polymorpha, 5954 nucleotides long. RefSeq lists its product as uncharacterized. Gene Ontology annotation, molecular function: zinc ion binding; ubiquitin protein ligase activity. The record is from RefSeq and is a predicted model, not a curated record. Gene Ontology annotation, biological process: protein polyubiquitination; proteasome-mediated ubiquitin-dependent protein catabolic process. Lineage: Eukaryota; Metazoa; Mollusca; Bivalvia; Myida; Dreissenidae. The transcript has 16 exons. Bases 177 to 1850 code for a protein of 557 amino acids.